AUGUGUUCUUGUUCGCUACCAGUACCAAAACUAGUGCAAACAGCACAAAAGUAUCUGAAAACCGUAGCACCAUUAUUGAACAAUGAUGAGUUUAACGAAACGAAAAAAGUUGUUGAUGAAUUUCUUCAAGAAGCUGAACCAUUACAACAACUGCUAUUAAAACGUGCCGAUACCGAAAUCAAUUGGUUAUCUCAAUGGUGGUUAGAUCAAACGUAUUUAUUGUGGCGUGGUAAUUUACCAAUUUAUUAUAAUCCGGGUGCUUUAUUUCCAAAACAAAAGUAUCGAAAUUUCGAUGAACAAUUAAAAUUUGCAGCGAAUUUUAUUUAUGCUCUAUUAAAAUAUCGCAAAUUAAUUGAUAAUGACUUAUUACCAAUUGAUCGUGCGGGUACACAAAUGCUUUGUAUGGAUCAACAUACAAAAGUGUUUGGUACUUGUCGUAUUCCUGGUGAGAAAAUUGAUCGUUUAUGUUUAUACGAUAAAAACAUCAAGAACACGAAUAUGUAUCGUCAUGCAGCAUUAUUUUAUAGAAACAAUAUUUAUCGUCUUCCAUUGUAUGAUGAUAAUAAUAAUGAGUUAUCACCGUCUUCUCUCUAUUCGUUACUAAAUAAUUUAUCAAAUGAUGAAUGUGGACAGUUGAUUGGACAUUUAACAGCUGAUGAAAGAAGACAUUGGGCACCAAUAUAUAAAGAACUUACUUCAGAUCCUAACAAUGAUUUAUUAUUUGAUACAAUACAUAAUAGUCUAUUUGUUGUCUGUAUUGAUGAUAAAGAAAUAGAAUCGAAAAAUUAUAAAAAUAAAAACAGUAAAACAUUGGCAGCAUUAAACUUUUUUCAUGGUGGUGUCACCAAUACGUCUAAUCGAUGGUUUGAUAAAACAAUACAACUAAUUAUUGCUCCAAAUGGUUAUGCUGGUAUCAAUUACGAACACAGUUGUGCUGAAGGUGGACCAAUAAUGGCAAUGAUAGAUUAUUCACUUGAAUAUUGUCAAAAUGCUUCAAUACCCGAACUUGUUCGUACUACAUCAUCAUAUACUAAAGUUCCAAUUAGUAUUCCAAAACAUUUAGAACAACAGAUAAUUGAUAGUCGAAAGAGAGUUGACAAAUUAAUAGAAAAUUUUGAUGUAACUAUUGUCAGUUAUGCUGAAUUUGGAAAACAAUUUGCUAAACUGAAUAAAUUGUCAAUCGAUGCUAUUAUUCAAGUUGGUUUGCAAUUAGCUUAUUUUAGAAUGCAUGGAAAACCAGGCGUAUGCUACGAAAGUGGAUCAUUAAGAAAAUUUCAUUUUGGAAGAACGGAGACAAUUCGUUCAUGUACAAUUGAAGCACAACAGUUUAUCCGUUCAAUGCUAGAAAAACAUAAUGAAACAACACAAGAAACAAAAUAUCAAUUAUUGUUGAAUGCUAUACAAGCCCAUCGAAAAUAUACAAAUGAUGCAAUAAAUGGUCAAGGUGUUGAUCGUCAUUUACUCGGUCUAAAAUUAAUAUCAAUUGAAAAUCAUUUGCCUCUGCCAGUUUUAUAUAAUCAUUUUAGUUAUAAGCGUGCAAUGCAUUUUGUAUUAUCAACGAGUCAGAUAGCAUCGAAACAUGAAUGUGUAAUGCUAUUUGGCGCAGCAGUUAACGAUGGAUACGGUUUUUGUUACAAUCCAUUAAACGAUCAAAUAUUGUUUAUGAUAUCAACAUAUAAAUUAAACAAUAAUGAUACAGAUGCUGAACAGUUUUCACAAUAUAUUUGUUCAAGUUUGAGCGCUAUUCAACAAUUAAUUAAAUCGAAUGCAAAUGAAUUAAAAUCAAAAUUAUAA
Molecule: messenger RNA, 1794 nt
Organism: Didymodactylos carnosus
Lineage: Eukaryota; Metazoa; Rotifera; Eurotatoria; Philodinida; Philodinidae
Source: the annotation of a GenBank genome assembly